Messenger RNA from Belonocnema kinseyi, 6177 nucleotides. It is a transcript of the gene Pkn, whose product is annotated as serine/threonine-protein kinase N. The transcript is spliced from 18 exons. Gene Ontology annotation, biological process: signal transduction; protein phosphorylation. Gene Ontology annotation, molecular function: protein serine/threonine kinase activity; ATP binding; small GTPase binding. Bases 209 to 3376 code for a protein of 1055 amino acids. The record is from RefSeq and is a predicted model, not a curated record. NCBI's taxonomy places the organism in Eukaryota, Metazoa, Arthropoda, Insecta, Hymenoptera, Cynipidae.
UACAAACUGAAUUUUCAUUGUGGCAACGCGAGCGGUGCCCAUCGUGUCGAUUCCUGAGCAGUUCGCGGUCGGGAGCUCGAGCGCGUGUUAAAUAGUGAUUCAACUUUAUUCAACAAUGGAUUAUGAACUAUGAGCAACAACAAAAAGUGCACAAGGGACGGGUAGAAACUAGUGAGUGAAGUGAGUGAGUGGAACCGUGGUGGACAAGAUGGCGGAAUCGAGCUAUUAUCAGGGCGAUUACAUGAGACACCCUGUUCUUUACGAACUGUCACACAAGUAUGGAGUGGCUGGCAGUGACCAGGUGCCCUUGCCAGCUCGUCUCGACGAGCUGCGGGAACAUAUUCGUCGAGAAAUACGAAAGGAGCUAAAAAUAAAGGCUGGUGCAGAGAAGCUACGGGAGGUGGCAACUGAUCGUAAAGCUCUCUCCGAUGUCGCCAUGAUUGUUAAGAAGGCAAACACCAAGCUCAGCGAGCUUCAAGCAGAACUGCAGCAGUUGGAAAGUCAAAUUAUAUUGACCCAGGGCCAACCACAGUCUCCUCAACAAAACCACUCCAACGGUCAAGAUACUCCAAUGUCUCCGACAGGUCCCUCAUCGCCGAGUCAAGAAGGUCUCUUUACAGACCUUCGACUUCUCUCGUUGGAAAAGCAGCUCAAUAUUGAAACAAAGGUGAAACAAGGUGCAGAGAAUAUGAUUCAGAGUUUAACGAGUGGGCAUAGGGAUAAAAAAUUGCUUCAAGAAGCACAACAAAUGCUGGACGAUUCCCGCGCUAAAAUCGAGUUCCUACGCAUGCGUAUCAUGAAAUUAAACCAGGCGCGGGAACAACAACAUGCCAGAGGUGAUGCACCUCCGCCAAACGGCGAAGCAACUAGCAACAAAGAUAGGUACGAGCCAAGUCUGGAACUGGCUUUGGAGGAAAGAGUGGAGGAACUUCGGCAUCGAUUGCGAAUUGAGGCUGCGGUCGUAGAGGGUGCAAAGAACGUGAUUCGCCUUCUUCAAAGUGCCAAAGUCGCCGAUAAGAAGGCCUUGGCCGAGGCUCAAGCAAGUUUGGCAGAGUCCAGUCGAAAAUUGGACUUACUCAGACUGUCGCUAGAAUUGAGAAGACAAGAGCUGCCAGCCGAUAGUGCCACGGCGGCCCAGCUAAAACGUGAAUUGGCUAGUGUGCAGUCAGCCAGUCCUGUUCCAGUUACUUACACGUCUUUGCAACCUUUUCGUGGACCGCUAGAAGGCAGAGCAACUGUUCCUGCAUCCGUCUCGAGAUGCGCCGCUGUCACCGGCCAGUUAGAGGUAAGGUUAAUGGGAUGCCAGGAUUUAGCAGAGGAAGUACCUGGACGCACGAGAAGAGAACACCCAGCCAGUCCUGAUUUACGCAGCUUUGUUAAAGGAGUUACUGGAAGAAGUUCGAGCAAAUCUUACAGCGUGAAGGACGAAACCAGUAGCGAUAUUAUGGCAGUUAUUAAAUUAGACAAUCAGACAGUAGCACAAACUAGUUGGCGACUGUGUUCCCAGCAGGCUUGGGAUCAAAGGUUUUCCAUUGAACUAGACAAAUCUAGAGAAUUGGAAAUUGGUAUUUAUUGGAAAGACUGGAGGUCUCUCUGCGCAGUGAAAUUUUUACGUUUAGAAGAGUUUAUUGACGAUGUUCGACACGGGAUGGCGUUGCAACUAGAACCCCAGGGUCUGCUCUUCGCAGAGAUCAAAUUCCUUAAUCCGAUGAUAUCCAGGAAGCCGAAAUUGCAGCGCCAGAGGAAGAUCUUCAAGCAGCAAGUGAAGAACUUCCCGAGGGCGAAUCAAAUGAAUAUUAAUGUCGCCACCUGGGGAAGACUUCUCAAACGGUCCGCACCUUCCCUCCACAGCACCAGGAGUUCUGAAAGUCCCCCCUCAAGCGUAAGCUGUCCUCAAACUUCGCAAAUUACAUUCGAUUCUCCCGCGGAAGAUAAACCCGAAACACCUGGGGAAUUACCAGAUCCGGAAAAAGGAGGCUUAGGUGGCGCUCGACCUUUGGGAAUGAGUUUAAAUGAAAGUCCUGUGCUGCCAAGUCCUCCCGAACAUCCUCCCCCUCCGCCCCCGUCUUUGCUAAAGAAACCAUCGAUGCCAGCGCCUCCUCCACCCCCGAAAUUAGAUCAAGAGUUGCAGAGUGCGUUAAGGGAGUUUGAUUUCCUGCACAACGAAGAGAAGGGCGGGCACCAGGGGGCGAGCUUGAGGCCCCUUGUGACCGAGCCCCGACCUGUGCUGAUCGCACCACCCUCUCCACGCACCCCCUCGCCCCAACCUGUCGUCGAGUUUCCCGAAGACGAGAUUGUCUACGAGAUGCCGGUUAGACCAAUUCAAUACAGAGAUAGUGCCUAUGAGUCUCGAAGACAAUCUCAACUCACGGGGAUGACUCUGGAAAAUUUCAGGCUACUUUCGGUUCUUGGACGUGGCCACUUUGGAAAAGUGAUACUUUCUCAGUAUAGAAAUACUGGCGAAUAUUUUGCGAUCAAAGCGCUGAAAAAAGGAGAUAUUAUUGCAAGGGAUGAAGUUGAAUCUUUGCUUUCGGAGAAAAGAAUAUUUGAAGUGGCCAACACCACAAGGCAUCCGUUCCUCGUCAACCUAUUUGCAUGUUUCCAAACUGAGGCACACGUUUGUUUUGUGAUGGAAUACGCAGCUGGUGGAGAUCUCAUGAUGCACAUACACGCAGACGUAUUUGGAGAGCCACGCGCAGUUUUUUAUUCUGCUUGCGUCGUAUUAGGCUUACAAUACUUGCACGAGAGUCGCAUUAUUUAUAGAGACUUAAAAUUGGACAAUCUACUCCUGGACACGGAGGGCUACGUAAAAAUCGCCGACUUUGGUUUGUGCAAAGAGGGUAUGGGUUAUGGAGAUCGAACAGGAACUUUUUGCGGCACUCCCGAGUUCCUGGCGCCGGAAGUUUUAACUGAAACUUCAUACACGCGCGCUGUAGAUUGGUGGGGUCUCGGAGUUUUGAUAUUCGAAAUGCUUGUCGGCGAGUCUCCUUUCCCCGGGGACGAUGAGGAAGAAGUUUUCGAUUCGAUUGUGAACGACGAGGUUCGAUACCCACGAUUUCUGUCGCUUGAAGCGAUUGCCAUUAUGAGAAGAUUGCUCAGAAAGAAUCCAGACCGGAGAUUAGGAAGCAGCGAAAGAGACGCUGAAGACGUAAAGAAGCAAGCCUUUUUCAGACACAUAGCUUGGGACGAUUUGCUAUUGAGACGUGUGAAGCCCCCCUUCGUUCCAGUAAUUCAUUCUGUUGAGGACGUGAGCAACUUCGACGAGGAGUUUACAUCAGAAAAACCCCAAUUGACGCCUCCAAAGGAUCCGCGACCACUCAGUGAUUUAGAACAAGUAUUUUUCAGGGAUUUCACAUACAUGGCGGACUGGUGCUAACCCCCUAUUUUCAGUUUCAAAUCAUCCCCCUCUCGCACUAGAUCUUCGCUUUUUGUCCAUCUAGUGUAGUCCUCCAAGUGCACUAUGAUCUGAACAAUUACUUAAUCGUCUUCACAACCUCCGUCGAUUAACGAUUACUUGUAUAGUUUUUAUAUUUUAAUUUUACACUACAAUUAGUACUACUAAAUUCGAAAGAGAAUCCCGAUUUUAAAUAGAAAUUUACGCUCUAAGCGCUCGUUUCAAGGUACGACUGUUUUUUUUUGUGUUUUUUUUUUAAUUAGGACUCUGAAACGUAGAGGGGAAGUAGGACCAAAAUGAGAUCGACGCUCUAAUUUAUUUACAUGAGCAUCUUUUGUCUUGCGACGCAUAUCAUGAAGCAUAUUGAAAUUGAGGGGCCGAAUUCUACAGCCUAUACAUUUUUCUCGCUCCCUGGACACUUUUCAAACAAGUUUUGAAAUUUUAUUUUAAUAAUUAGGAGAAACCCCCUACAGUGGAUAAUCAUUAAUUGAGAGUGAACAUAAAAGAAAAAUAAUUCAUUUUAAUUUUAAUUCAUGAACAAAUGUAGUAUCUUAACUAUUAAUUAAAUUAUAUUAAUUAUUUUAUAUAUAUAUUAGUAUUUUUAAUCAAUGAUUGUGCACUUUAGGUUGCACUUUCCACUUUAAUUUAAUUGGGCAUUUUUUUUCUCUAAAGAAAAAAGUUGUAGCUUUUUACCGUUUUUGAAGAAAGUUCGAAACCGCGGUUUUUUAGAAAACAAUUAAGUCUUUUAUUCACUUCAACGCGCCAUAAUUGCACCCAUUCUUAUAAUUUUUUGAUGAAAUUUAUAGGAAAUAUUAUUUAUCUUUUGCGACUGGUAGAUUAAAUAAUAUAUGAACAUUAUUUUUUAAACAAAAGCUGAGACAUUGAAUAAAUCAUGCGUUCGUAGUUUCUAGUUAAAAUAUUUUUUAUAUGAAAAAAAUUAUUUAAAAAAAUCAUCAUUGAAAAAUAUGAAGGUUUUUUAAUUUUAAAUUUUAAACUAUUUGUUUAUAAUUAAAGAGCAUUUAUAAUUGACGUUUAGAUACACAGAUAUAUUAACAAUAAACUUAAAUUACAUUCUAGAUAUACAGAAAAAGGAAGAAAAUUUGUUUUGUUGUACAAUUUUAUUGGUAUUAGUAAAAGUUUAUAAACAAAUAAACAGUUUUCCUAGUUCUUCACGAAAAAAAAAUUAUUUGCCAUCUAAUAUUUGUCAAAGUAGCUUCCUAGAUUGAUUAAACUUCAAAAAAUCGUCAACACCUAACCAACAUUUAGCUCAGUUCUAAAUAAUUUGAGUUCAAAAAUAGAACAUUGACAUUUUUUUCUUUGGAAAAAAUUCGGUACUGUUUAAUAUGUAACUAAAUCGCGUAUAAUGCUUAAUAAACUUCAAAUUUUUUUAAACAUUUAUGUUUGUUUGUAAAUAAUUCAAUUAAACAAACAGAAAAUUGUUAUACAUUUUGAAUGGAAAGUCUUUUUUCCGUCUAAUAUCUAUCGAAAUAGCUUUUAGAAUAUUUCUAGAACCUAUGUUAACAAUAAUUUAAGCUAAAAAAAUGUAAUGAUUAAAAUUAUGAAUUUGCUGAAUUGUAAUCACUUUAAAAAAGAUUUUAUUUUUCGAAAAAGGCAGAAAAUUUUCUGUGUUAACUUUAAUUAUUUAUAACAAACCUAACUGUUGAGGUGUAAGAGUUUUCUGGUGUUUUUUGUUUUAGAAGCUACUUCUAUAAAUAUUAUAGGGUAACGAAUUUUUUCCGCGGAAAAAGGAUAACGGUUCUCUGUUUGUUAACUUAAAUUAUUUGUAAUGAAGCUAAAUAUUAGAGGUAAAAAUAAUAUGCAGUUGAGUAAGUCUAGUAUACUAUUUUAAUACAUAUAAGAUAGUAAAGUUCUUCCGCGAUAAAAAGUGAUCUAUUCAUUAACUUAAAUUAUUUAUAACUAAGCUGCAUGUUAAGUGUUAACUCUUUUCUGUAAGUUAGGAAGUUUGUGAUAAUUUUUAUACAAUUGUUGUUAUUGUAACAUUUUUAGUACAUUUGUUUAAAAAAAUAGGCUGAAGGGUAAAAUAAUAUAAAAAUAUAUAUCUACGUUUUUAAAAAUAAUUCUUUAAUUAUAAAAGAAAACUUUUAAAUCGGUUAAAAAUUAAAAGCUGGAAGUUUUUAUGUUGUCCAAAAUACGCUCAGGCUUCAUUGAAGACAAAAAUUUAUAAUUUGGAUUCAAGCCUAAAAUGCUUUACUAUAUCAAUCGUAGAAAAUCAUAAAAUAAAAUAUUUUUUCCCUCAAAAUCGACCAAACGGGCCUCAAAAAAGAAAAAGGUUUUCUAAAAAUUUGCGUUUUCGUGUUUAUUUCAAAAGCGGCAAGAGCCGCCACUUUUUUGUUCAAAGAUAAGAAAUGGGCAAUGAAUCCCCACAGUCGAUAAAAAAUAGACAAAAAAGACCGAAAAAAGACAAGAAAAUUGUUUUCUAGAAAUCGGGGCUUUCGGGUUUUCUUCCAAAACAGAAAAAACUACAACCUCUUUUUUUCAGAGAAAGAGGACAAUGAAAAUUCGUAUAAGAUUUUGUAGCGAUAACGUCCCUACAAUGGAUAAUCAGGGGUUUCAACGACCUUGAAAAACUGGAAUUCUCCUUGAAUUUUUCACGAAAACCUUGAAUUUGAAUUUUUUUUCACUUUUACUUUUACAGUUUUCGAGGGGUUGGCCACUCGGGGUUUUUAUAUACACCAGAUUUAAAAAGAUUACAAAAUAAUUCUAAAAAAUUCAAAAUAUUUCAAAAUUUGUCAAAGAUUUAAAAAUAUUUAAAAGGAUAUUGA